GCCUGGGUUUUUCCUUCUAUGUGUGUGCAGUGACAUACUCGUAAUAUUGUCUUGAUAAAGUGUAGUAGCCAGACUUUCUUCAUUUUAUACCUGCUAAAAGUUUGUCGGCCUAUGCUUCUACCAUAGGUACGAGUAAGUGCGUUAGGCAACUAUGUACCUAAUUUGGGUCAUUACUUGGUUAUUUUGGGACAUGAUGGUUUCCAGGUAACCAAUUUUAAAGGAGCUGAUAAUUGUUCGAAUCUGACUGAAUACUUCAUCAUUAAUCAUCAUAUUAUACAGCAGAAAAUAAUAUAAGAAAAUCAUGUCAUACUUUCAAGCCUGCUACAUCUCAAAGCUUUACUUUUAGUCGGCGUGUAAUGUUUAUCAACAAAGAAAUUAAAAAUGAGAUAUCUUAUUAGAGAUAAAAUGAGAUUAAUCGCUAGUUAUUUCACACCUAAUAAUAAUUAUAGUUAACUUAUUCUUAAAUUAAUGAAAAUAAACUUGAUUAAACAAACAAUAGGUAGGUACAUAAAUUAAAAUAAAUAACUUAUGAAAUGACAUGCGUUUUCUACCUUCAUUUCUAAAUUGUUUGUUAGUAAACAGUAUCUACAGAAGUCCUACAAGAAGUACAAUGUUUUCUAGUAAUUUUGACUAAAAUUAUGAUUUUUUUGAGAGGGGUUAGGCCAAUAGUCCACCACGCUGACCCAAUGCGGAUUAGCAGACUUCACGUGAAACACUGACAGACAGACAGACAGACAGACAGACAAAAAAUAAAAAAAAGUAUUUUAGGCUUCAAUAUCGAUUAUAUAAUGCCCCCCCCCCCCCAAACAAAAAAAAUUCAAAAUAUCUUCAAUGUACACAGAGAUGGAGCUGCUACAGUUUUAUUUUAUGUAAAUACUCGUAUAGAUUGUUAUCGAUACAUUAAAAAUCAAAGGCAGUUAAGUCUAUUCAUCGAACGAUGUCAAAUGAAUGCUCGAGCUAGCGCACUGCGUGAGCAUCAUGAGAUAAAUCCGCUUGUUUUCCUUAUCAAGAUUACACUAGUGAUAAAAAUAUCUCGGUGAAAACCACACAAGUGAACGAGCUAUUCGUCAAUCGUCACGUGGUAGAGCUGCAAACAGACCGGACAAAAUGUUGGCUAAAAUAUUCACCACAGUUAAAUAUACAUUGGUUACAGUUAACUUUCUAUUCGUGAUAACAGGCAUUAUUAUAUUGUCUGUGGGUAGCUCAGUGCAGUCAGCUUACAACGGGUACCAUGCUUUCCUAUCAGAGAGGUUCUUCUCGCUGCCCGCCUUCUGCAUCGCCACCGGCGUCAUCAUAUUCCUGAUCGCCUUCGCCGGGUUCUAUGGUGCAUUUAUGGAGAACUAUUACGUUAUUAUGGCGUUUGUGGCGUCCAUGCUGCUGAUGUUCAUCUUCCAGCUGUCAGCAUGCAUCGGUGGAUACGUGCUGCGCGGCAAUGCUGUGGCGCUGGUGCAGAAGCAGCUGCUCAACACCAUGGUGUUGUACGACCCCCACAAGAACCUCGCCGUCACCACGCUGUGGGACGAAGUGCAGAGAGAUUUCUCAUGUUGCGGCGUGGUUGGCCCCAGCGACUGGUUGACCCCGCUGGGAACCAACCAAUCCGGGGGCGUCCCCGUGAGCUGCUGCGAGCACCGGUGGGGUACGAUCACCACCUUCACGUGCAACACCACUGAUGCCUUCUCGCAAGGGUGUGGGGACGCCUUCGGUGGCUGGGUGCAGAAACACGUGGGUGCUAUUGGCAUAUCGGGGAUCGUUCUGGUGUUGAUGCAGGCUCUGGCAGUUGCAGGCGCGGUCUGGUUAGCGAAUAUAACGAGGCAAGAGCGGGAGUUCCCUUAAUACUCGUAUUUUAUUUUAUUUAAUUAAAUUAAUUUAUUUCUGUUAAUUAUAAAAUAAACGUGUUAUGAA
Bicyclus anynana (squinting bush brown) is the source of this 1902-nucleotide messenger RNA. RefSeq names its product CD63 antigen. Lineage: Eukaryota; Metazoa; Arthropoda; Insecta; Lepidoptera; Nymphalidae. The transcript has 5 exons. The coding region runs from base 1108 to 1833 and encodes 241 amino acids. Gene Ontology annotation, cellular component: membrane. The record is from RefSeq and is a predicted model, not a curated record.